This is a messenger RNA of Coniophora puteana RWD-64-598 SS2, 1245 nucleotides long. RefSeq lists its product as uncharacterized. The transcript is spliced from 2 exons. The record is from RefSeq and is a predicted model, not a curated record. The coding region runs from base 228 to 959 and encodes 243 amino acids. Lineage: Eukaryota; Fungi; Basidiomycota; Agaricomycetes; Boletales; Coniophoraceae.
CGACUUCUCCACCCCUUUCCCUCCCCUCCCCCUUGCUGCAGUCACCAGCAGCACACCGAACACCCUGUCUUCUCCGUCGUCGUGUGUACAGGCUGCGGGCGUGGCACUCCCAACCGCCUAUGUGAAUUGUCUCGGUUCUACGUAAACCAACACGACCAGUAGCAACGCGUUACCCCAGUUCCUCUCAACCCAUUGUCCUAGCGACCCUCCUCUUCCCCCUCAAAGACAUGAGUGCAUUCGCCUCCUCCUCCUCCUCCAGUUCGAGCGACGGCUCUGCCUGGCACUCAGGUCCGCAGCCCUCAAGCUCGGCCUCACGCUUUCUAUACUCCAUGCGAAGGUCUCUGGGUCAUGUAUCACCCAAGAAGCGCCAUCAGAGCGAGGACCUGCGCUCGAUGUAUUCUACAUCGGCAGAACGGUCAUUUCAUCCACCACCACCGAGCUAUCGCUAUGGCGCUCAAAGUACCUCAGUAUCAAUACCCACUGUUGAGCAGAUUGCUAUGGGCCUCCACAUCUCUCGCACACCUCACUUGCGGCCAAGUGGUAGCCCACACCAGCGACACUCCGCACCAUCCAUACCUUCACGCCAUGCACACGCUCACGAGACCGCUUAUCGCCCACACCCUAUACCACUUCCACCCCCACCAUCGCGAUCCUCGCUUAAGAAGACGAGCACAAAUGGUGUUAUCUCCACACCCCCUAAGGCCGCGGCCAUGCUGGGUGCCUCACCGUCGACGUCGACUAUUGGCUCGACAGGACCAGCCACCCCGGUAUCAGCACGUUCCUCACGGCUAAAGAUGCGGAUGUCAAAAUUCAUUUUUGGCUACCGACAGUCCGGGUCGAGCACAAACGUUAGCUCGCUCGUUUCGUCGGGCAGCGAAGGCAUGUCGGCCGUUCCCCCACGCAAAGCUGUGAGGUUCUCCACUAGCGUCAUCACGCUAGGUGACGGCGUGGAACCUUGACGCCACGUCGCAUCGGUAUAUUAAUCUGGCUUGCUUCAUGCCAGACAGAUUCACCUACUUUUCUUCUGGGGACGCGAUAGCGUUGGCGUUGCAGGUUUCUUUGGUUUACACGGUGAGCGUGUUUGAAACGCUCUGUUUUUUUAGCAUACACAACCUUGUAGAAACAUUGUCACAUUUCUAAUAUCUGAACUCCCUCGGUGUAGCACUUGAUUUUUUAUUCCCUACAAUUACAUUCACGAACAAGAUUUGCAAUGUCAUAUCUUGUCGUUCAACCGCAUGCUUCCGC